CCUGAACAAGAGCGACGUCCCGACGGUGGGGUCAUCAGUUUCGUACUAAAAUGACGCCAUUUGCUGCAGCGCGGGUUGGUGGGGUCCCCUCGCGUGGUGCCCCGCGCCGGACCGGAGGGUAGGACGAGUUCGCAUCACUCAUCCAGGGGAACGGCGGCAGCAACGGGACUCGGACUUGAGACAAGAACCGGUCUUGCCCCACUGUUUACUACCGUCUGUCAUUAUAAGCCGCUGUGCCCAUACAUCUGUAACUUUCUUUUAAGUGUAUUCUGAUCAAAUUUAACCAUUAACCCCCUCCUUGAUCCACCGUCGAGGAUACUUUAUUUCGUCGUCAGUUACGAGUCUUGCUUCACUCCUUUGCCGGAUCGGACCAGAGGGGAAUAUAUAUCUCAACUCGAGGGGUUACCAGCGGCUUAACAUAUACCAUGGCCACCAACAUCACCUGGCACCCGUCGCUCACCCGGCACGAGCGGAACCAGCUGCGCGGCCAGCGCGGCUUCACCGUGUGGUUCACGGGCCUGUCGGCCUCGGGCAAGUCGACCGUCGCAACCGCCCUCGAGCAGCACCUGCUCCACAUCGGCGUGGCCGCCUACCGCCUCGACGGCGACAACGUGCGCUUCGGGCUGAACAAGGACCUGGGCUUCUCGGAAAAGGACCGCAACGAGAACAUCCGCCGCAUCGCCGAGGUCGCCAAGCUCUUCGCCGACUCCUCCACCAUCGCCCUGACCUCCUUCAUCUCCCCCUACCGCGCCGACCGACAGAUCGCGCGGGACCUGCACGCGAGCGGGUCCCAGGCCGGCGACGACGCGCUGCCCUUCAUCGAGGUGUUUGUGGACGUGUCCCUGGAAGAGGCCGAGAAGCGGGACCCCAAGGGGCUCUACAAGAAGGCCCGCGCCGGUGAGAUCAAGGACUUCACGGGCAUCUCGGCGCCCUACGAGGCGCCCGAGGCGCCCGAGAUCACGAUCCGCACCGACCAGCUCAGCGUGGAGGAGUGCGUGCGCAAGAUUGUGGAUUAUUUGGCUGAGAAGGGGCUGAUUAGCGAGACGCGGGAGACGAGAUGAUGAUUGGGGGAGGGGGGUCUGGUUUGGGCUUGAAUCUCCCACGGCGCUGGAGAUAUGUAGACCAUAUAUCGCGGGUUGGCAGUGAAAGAAAUAGCGGCAUUUUGCUGUCUUCUCACACCCAAAUCCGGCCUGGACCGGCA
Chaetomium fimeti is the source of this 1201-nucleotide messenger RNA. Its product is annotated as Adenylylsulfate kinase-domain-containing protein. The record is from RefSeq and is a predicted model, not a curated record. Gene Ontology annotation, molecular function: adenylylsulfate kinase activity; ATP binding. NCBI's taxonomy places the organism in Eukaryota, Fungi, Ascomycota, Sordariomycetes, Sordariales, Chaetomiaceae. The coding region runs from base 426 to 1061 and encodes 211 amino acids. The transcript is spliced from 3 exons. Gene Ontology annotation, biological process: sulfate assimilation.